Triticum urartu is the source of this 3409-nucleotide messenger RNA. Its product is annotated as putative pentatricopeptide repeat-containing protein At3g47840. Lineage: Eukaryota; Viridiplantae; Streptophyta; Magnoliopsida; Poales; Poaceae. The record is from RefSeq and is a predicted model, not a curated record. Gene Ontology annotation, molecular function: protein binding; RNA binding. Gene Ontology annotation, cellular component: intracellular membrane-bounded organelle. Gene Ontology annotation, biological process: RNA modification.
AUGUGGGCCGAAGCUGCUCCUCUUCGUUUCGAACCACACCCACCGCCCGUCUUCUCCGUGCCGCCACUGCAAGACCUCAACGCCCGGCUGAAGCGCCUGGUCCAGUCGGGCAGGUUCUCGGACGCGCAGGCCCUGUUCGACGGGGCGCCGCACCGCGACGAGGCCUCCUACUCCGCCCUCCUCGCGGGCCAUGCCGCGGCGGGGGACGUCGCCGGCGCCAUGGCGCUCUUCUCCCGCAUCCGCGCAUCCUCGCUCCCGGCCGCUGACCCCUUCGUGCUCAGCCUCGCGUUCAAGGCCUGCGCCGCGGCCGCCGACGCCAGCCACGCCGCGUCACUGCACGCCUUCGCCGUCAGGUCCUCGGCCGUCUCCUCCGUCUUCGUCGCCACCGCGCUGGCCGACGCCUACGCCAAGGCCGGCCGCCUCGCGCUGGCGCUCAGGGUGUUCGACGAAAUGCCGCUCAAGAACGUGGUCUCCUGGACCACGCUCAUCUCCGCACUGGCGCGGGCCGGCCGCCGCCACGACGCGGUCCGCCGCUUCGCCGAGAUGCGAGCCUCCGGCAUGCCCUGCGACUCGCACGCCUUCGCGGCUGCGCUCACCGCGUGCGCCGACACCGGGCUGCUGUCGCGCGGCCGUGAGGUGCACUCGCUCUGCGCCAAGCUCGGCUUCGACGCCACACCCUACGUCGCCAACACACUUGCCACGCUGUACGCGCGCUGCGGGGACGUCCACCGCGCACUGGCUGCGGUCGGCCGCAUGGGCUCGCGAGACGUUGCCGCGUGGACGACUGUGAUAUCCUCCUACGCGCAGACUGGUCGUGCCAAGGAAGCCAUCCUGGCAUUCGUCGCGAUGCUUCGUGACGGGGCAUCAAACGCGGCAAGGCCCAACGAAUACACAUACGCUGCAGUUAUUGCUGCGUGUGCAAAUAUUUCGUGUGUACAUCUUGGAGAGCAGUUGCACGCGCAAGCUGCACAAAGAGGGUUCGCCAGCUCGCGCUCGGUGGGCAAUUCACUCGUCACACUCUAUGCCCGCGCCGCCGGUCGUCUGUCAGCAGCCGAUGCGGUGUUCCAGGAAAGUGCUGCCAAGGAUGUUGUCUCUUGGAGUGCAAUCAUAUCAGGCUAUGCGCAGGAAGGGCUUGCCGGGGAGGCUUUCGCCCUGUUUACUGAAAUGCGACGGCACCAUUGUCCUCGUCCGAAUGAGUUUACUCUUGCCAGUCUCCUCAGUGCGUGCGCAACUGCUGCGUCACUGGACGCUGGUCGCCAACUCCACGCACUUGCUGUCGCUGCUGGACUUGAACACCAUGCCAUGGUCAGGAGCGCGCUCAUUGACAUGUAUGGAAAGAGUGGCAACAUGUCAGAUGCUGAUGUUGUAUUUUCGAAUCGCACGAAAGAUGAUGUGGUUUCAUGGACCGCGAUGAUCGUCGGGAAUGCUGGGCAUGGCCACAGCGAAAGGGCACUUGAAUUGUUUGAGGAAAUGUGCCGUGUUGGGCUAAAGCCGGACCAUGUUGCGUUCAUUGGUGUGCUCAGUGCUUGCUGUCAUGCUGGGGCAGUUGAGCUUGGAUUGAGGUACCUCAAUGCAAUGAGCAAAAGCUACGGACUGGAGCCGUCAAAGGAGCACUAUGGCUGUGUCGUAGAUUUGUUGGGCAGAGCUGGUAGAAUAGAUGAGGCUGAGGAGUUGAUUGGUGGUAUGGCAGCUAAUGAAAGAGAUGGCGUUGUUUGGACAUCUUUGCUUAGGGCAUGUGCAGCUCGAGGGGAAGAGCAAACCGGGAAGAAAGCUGCAGAGAGGGUAAUGGAGGCAGAGCCAUGGGGUGCAGGAGCACAUGUGGCAAUGGCAAAUCUAUACGCCAGCAAGGGACAGUGGUGUGAGGCAGCACAAGAGAGACAUAUGAUGAAGCAGAAAGGGGUUGUGAAAGGAGUAGGCUGGUCAUCAGUCACAGUUGGAGGGGAGGAGAGGGGAGUUGGGGUGUUUGUUGCAGGUGACCGGACACACCCCCAAGACAAUUUGAUCUAUGAGAUGCUUGACUUGAUUUACUAUGGAGUUGGAAUGGCUCGGUAUGUACCCGAUCAGAUGAAUUUAGCAUCUGAGGUAGAGCUAAUGGUUAACACUUACAGUAGUAGUUAUAACUGAGUAAUUUCAGAAGGAGAUAGGCUUGAAAAGAGAAAAAAUAUAUAGAAGUCCUUGGCACGAUGAGCGCUAAUGCAGCCAUGCGACUUAAAAGUUCUGCUGCUGUGCUGAAGUACUGAUUUAGUACUAGUAGUUCUUUGGUAUUACCACCGGGGCUUUGAUCUUGGUAUACUUUUGAUAAGAUGGUUGAUUGCCUGCAGCAUAUAUGUAUGAGGCAAGAGUUCUCCGUUGAAGCUUCAGCGCUCAGGCUGGUGCCAAAAGUAGCAGUUCUGUGUCUACCACAGAUCAGAGCAACAAAAGUUCUGAUAUCUGCAUCAGAAUUGCAUUGAAGAUCACUCCUUGCUCUAUGGACUAAUACAUGUUUGCGGCAUUGCACAAAGGCUUGGACCAGACAAUGAUGUGAUGGGGGAUUGAUGUUUUUUUCUCUCUUAAGAAGUGUGUGCCUCACUGAUCCCCUUCUUUUGAAGGAAGCCAGACCACAUUAGAUAUAUCAGCAUUCUUUCCAGCAACAUUGUUGCACCGGUGGCACCCAAAGUCGUGUCAACUUGUAUAUCAUACUAAUUGGUAACUGAUGAGAGUUUGGAAGAAUAUGUUUCUUUUGUUGUCAACACUACGGUUAAAAGUGGAAUCUCAAGACAACUGGAGGCUUUUAAGUCAGGAUUCAGUCAGGUAUUUCUACUAAGCACACUUCAGGUAUUCUCAGAGGAUGAGCUGGAGAGAUGACUCUGUGGAGAACAAGAUAAUUGGGAUCAGUCCUGCAAUCUUCUCUCGGAUGAUGACCUGCCUAGUGUGAUGAUUUGCGCUAACUAUCUCAAGUGACCUGCCUACUGCACCAAGGCCCAUGGCGACAUAUUACCCAGCUAAGGCCCAUGGAGGCUCAAGCUCAUUAUCUUUACAGCCCAAGGCAAUGCUAGUAACAGGGGGGUUUAUCAGUCAGUGUGGGCACCCGUAAGGGGGAUUCCAUCAGUCGACGAUCAGUUGGAUUAAUCGAGGACACGAUAUGACGGAACCUAAACUGGCAGAUCUCGAGGUAGGGGAUUCUAAGAUGGGCGUCUAGGAACGAUGGUAACGCGCCCUGUUGGAGUUGUGUCGAAUAUAGUGUACGAGGUAGAUUACAGUUGGAUUUGUAGUUGUAUUGUGUUUAGAUAGGAUAUAGAGUCAUGUUCUAAUAGGACACUUGUAUACUAGGCCUCUCAUAUAUAGCGGGGCUAGACACAUGAUGUAACCUAUGCCAACAUAAUAGCACAGGCACGUAAGGGGGAGCUGGCGGCGUGUGCCGACGCCCGGA